This is a messenger RNA of Macadamia integrifolia, 1522 nucleotides long. Its product is annotated as type IV inositol polyphosphate 5-phosphatase 9-like. The record is from RefSeq and is a predicted model, not a curated record. Lineage: Eukaryota; Viridiplantae; Streptophyta; Magnoliopsida; Proteales; Proteaceae. Gene Ontology annotation, molecular function: phosphatidylinositol-4,5-bisphosphate 5-phosphatase activity; phosphatidylinositol-3,4,5-trisphosphate 5-phosphatase activity; inositol-polyphosphate 5-phosphatase activity. Gene Ontology annotation, biological process: phosphatidylinositol dephosphorylation. The transcript has 8 exons. The coding region runs from base 124 to 1341 and encodes 405 amino acids.
CACAAUGAUAAUGCAAGGCAGGCAAGGAAAAGUGAGCACCUCUCUUGAUAUAUCUAUACUCCUUUUAUCUGUUGGCCUCCUGUAACCCAUCUUCUUUCCUCUUAAACUCCAUAUCAGUACUCAAUGAUCAUGGAAGGAAAGCAAGGAGAAGUCAUCUGGCCUAGACUGGUAGUCAAUAAGAUCCUGCGGAGGGGAUUCGGUAGCAACAAUUUUGUUGCAGACUUUCCAAACAAUACUGAGACUAUGCAAGAAAUUCCAAUUAGUUCAGAUAAUCAAGAACCUCUCAACCUCAAGAAUACAGCUUCUAGUGAUCAGAAAGACGUACAUAAGUACAAAUUGUUUGCUAGUACGUGGAAUGUCGGUGGAGCUGCACCACCUGAGAAUUUGAACUUGGAGUAUCUGCUGGACACACAAAAAAAUCCUUGUGACAUCUAUGUUCUUGGGUUCCAAGAAAUUGUAACUCUCAGCGCCGGGAAUGUUCUAGGCUCUGAAAACAGUAGAAAUUCCAUGAAAUGGAAUUCUUUGAUUAGAGAAGCACUGAACAAGGAAGUACCCACCUCAGAUAAUACAAAAGAACCUGAUGUUCCAAGUGACUUCCAAUGCAUCAUAAGUAAGCAGAUGGUUGGAAUAUUUAUAUCAGUUUGGAUUAGAAGUGAUACCCGGGAGUAUAUCAGAAACCCAAAUGUGUCAUGUGUAGGCUGUGGUAUCAUGGGUUGCCUAGGAAAUAAGGGUUCGGUUUCAGUUCGAUUUUCCUUUCAUGAAACAAGCUUCUGCUUUGUGUGUUGUCAUUUAGCUUCUGGAGAGAAAGAAGGAGAUGAGAAGCAUAGAAACUCAAAUGCAACAGAGAUUUUGUCUAGAACAAAAUUUCCUCGUGGUCCUUCUCUUGAUUUGCCGAGGACAAUUCUUGAUCACAAUCGGAUAAUUUUGCUCGGCGACUUGAACUAUAGAAUAUCCCUCCCUGAGGCAAUGACACAAUCUUUUGUAGAGAAAGGAGACUGGAAUUCAUUAUUAGAAAAUGACCAGUUAAGACAGGAGCUCAUGGAGGGACAAGUCUUUGAAGGUUGGCAUGAAGGGGUAAUCCAAUUUGCUCCAACAUACAAAUAUUGUCCUAAUUCCAAUGUAUAUUAUGGGUGUGGUCAAGGCAAAAAGGGUGAAAAAAAGAGAGCUCCUGCAUGGUGUGAUCGGAUACUUUGGUUUGGGAAGGGGUUGAGGCAAAACCAGUACAGUAGAAGUGAAUCAAUGUUGUCUGAUCAUAGACCCAUCCGAGCAAUUUUUACAGCAGAGGUCGAGGUCCUAAGAACUUCAAAAGGAAUUGAAGGGAUUUUCUUGUCAAAGAGUUGAGGGCCUAUCAAACCAUUUUGACAAGUGCUCAAAAGAUAAAUUUCAAUGUAUAGAAUCGAAGAUCAAGUUGGUUUUUUUUUUUUGUAAAAGCGUAACAUCAAGCUCCAAAGUUUAAUUAAGGACAAACGGCAGAAAUAUAUUAUGAGUGAAAUAAUGUUUCUUUUUUUUUUUUCCUUCAAAG